ACUCUUUGCUGCAAUAUUUUCUUCCACUCGCUGUGGGCUUCAGAGAUAUAGAAGACGAAAUGAUUGGGUUAAUGUUUUGACUGCUGGUGUAGUAGCAGGGGCUGCUUUUGGUGCAGGCACCCGAAAUUGGAAGCAGGUUGCUGGUGCAACAGGUCUUGUGUGUCUCUUGUGUCAUGUUGCUGAGGACUCUAGAUAAAAUUUCUCUGAUUUGCUUAAAAGGGACCAAAAUACUCAGCAAUGGUUCUGCAAAUUGAUGGACCAGUCUGCCAUACUAACUAUAUGCUGUUGAUUGAAGAGCAUGGCACAGUGGAAUGCUUCACGGAGUGGAAACCGAUAUUGAGCUAAUUGAAGUUCGUACAUGAUUUUUUAUGUCGAUUUUUGGGGGAACGAACCAAACAUAUGAAUUACAAAGCAAGUAUAUCUUUGUUAUUGUUUUCACUUUAAGGCCCCGUUUGGUCA
Molecule: messenger RNA, 459 nt
Organism: Nicotiana attenuata
Lineage: Eukaryota; Viridiplantae; Streptophyta; Magnoliopsida; Solanales; Solanaceae
Product: outer envelope pore protein 16-4, chloroplastic-like
Biological process (GO): protein insertion into mitochondrial inner membrane
Cellular component (GO): TIM22 mitochondrial import inner membrane insertion complex
Molecular function (GO): transmembrane protein transporter activity
Source: RefSeq, a predicted model, not a curated record